This is a messenger RNA of Benincasa hispida (wax gourd), 1044 nucleotides long. It is a transcript of the gene HCF164, whose product is annotated as Thioredoxin superfamily protein. Gene Ontology annotation, cellular component: chloroplast thylakoid membrane. Gene Ontology annotation, biological process: cytochrome b6f complex assembly. Lineage: Eukaryota; Viridiplantae; Streptophyta; Magnoliopsida; Cucurbitales; Cucurbitaceae. The record is from RefSeq and is a predicted model, not a curated record. Gene Ontology annotation, molecular function: oxidoreductase activity, acting on a sulfur group of donors, disulfide as acceptor.
CUGCGGAAUUGAGUGGAAAUGUGAAAUGCAGAGAUUUUGGAGUGAGUAAACUUAUCUUGUUCGUUAUGAAUUCCCAAAUGGCUUUCCCGCAAAGUUGUAGAACUCCCCCAAUGGCUCGCUUUGCCUCUGAUUCCAUCACUCUCCACCGAAUCCCUCUCUGCUUCCGUAUCCCUCACCCUCUCCUUCAUCCUUCCGCCGCCCGGUUUCCAACUUCCCGCCGCCAAUUUUCACCGCUAGCUUGCCAAACGCUUCCUAACUCCGACACUUCCUCCGCUCCGGAAAAAUCGUCGGACGGUCCUGAAACAGCCGGUGACACCACUGGCCAACCCGCUAGUUCUUCAAGUAAUCAGGGCUUUCCAGAGUUUCCCAAUAAAGAUAUCAAUAGACGAGUUGCAGUCAUUUCUACCGUUUCUGCACUGGCACUUUUCUCGUCUAGUCGAUUGGAUUUUGGAGUUUCUUUGAAGGACUUAGCUGCGGUGGCUUUGCCUUAUGAAGAGGCUCUCUCAAAUGGGAAGCCUACUGUUGUGGAGUUCUAUGCAGAUUGGUGUGAAGUUUGUAGGGAAUUGGCUCCAGAUGUAUACAAAGUUGAGCAGCAGUUCAAGGACCGUGUAAAUUUUGUAAUGCUUAAUGUUGAUAAUACAAAGUGGGAGCAGGAGCUUGAUGAGUUUGGUGUUGAGGGUAUUCCACAUUUUGCUUUUUUAGACAAACAGGGGAAUGAAGAGGGCAAUGUAGUUGGCCGACUUCCAAGACAAUAUCUGCUCGAGAAUGUAGACGCUCUUGCUCGUGGAGAAGCAUCAAUACCUCAUGCCCGUGUCGUGGGACAGUUUUCAAGUGCUGAAGCAAGAAAAGUGCACCAAAUUUCUGAUCCAAGAAGUCAUGGGUAGAUUCUCUUCCUUUCUUUGAAGCAUUAGGUCAAGUUGUUAAUUCAAAUACUCUCUGAUAGAUAUUCCAGAUGUAGCUAGUCCAUCUCAUACCAUAUAUCCAAUUGUUUCUUGUAUUAUGGACAUAAUUUCUCCUCUUGAUAGUAAAUAAGUCUUUAUUUCU